Vicia villosa (hairy vetch) is the source of this 876-nucleotide messenger RNA. RefSeq lists its product as uncharacterized. NCBI's taxonomy places the organism in Eukaryota, Viridiplantae, Streptophyta, Magnoliopsida, Fabales, Fabaceae. The record is from RefSeq and is a predicted model, not a curated record. The transcript is spliced from 2 exons. Bases 1 to 876 code for a protein of 291 amino acids.
AUGGAUUCAAACAAUUCAAACGACCUCAACAAACUUUUUUGGGAGGUGAUUGAAGAAGAACUUAUGGACAACACAAAUGAAGAACUAUUGUUGUCAAUGCUCGAGAAGGAACGUCAAUCUAGAAGUUCAUCAAGGCGAAAAAGAAGAUCAGUGAUAGAUCGGAAUCGUGAAGAAGAGCAUAUACGAUUAUUCAACGACUACUUCUCAAAAAAUCCAGUAUACACGGAUGCCCAAUUCCGUAGAAGGUUCAGAAUGCAUAGGCAUUUGUUUCUUCGAAUUGUAGAAGCCCUUGGAAAUCAUGAUGAAUAUUUUCAAAUGAGGGUCGACGCAACUUGUAAAAUGGGUCUUUCACCAUUGCAAAAGUGCACUUCUGCUAUUCGUAUGUUGGCAUAUGGAUCUUCCGCUAACAUUGUAGACAAAUAUGUUCUAAUUGGUGAAAGCAUUGCAAUUGAGUGCUUAGAGAGAUUUGUAAGGGACGUGAAUGAGGUAUUUGGGGCCGAGUAUUUAAGAAGGCCUAAUAACAAUGAUGUUGAACAUCUUUUACAAAUAGGGGAGUCACGUAGAUUUCCAGGCAUGCUAGGUUCCAUUGAUUGUAUGCAUUGGGAAUGGAAGAAUUGUCUUGUUGCAUGGAAAGGACAAUUUUGCCGAAGUGAUCAUGGUUCAAAUAAUGACAUUAAUGUGCUAAACCAAUCCAAUGUGUUUAACGAUAUUUUGGAAGGACGUACUGCUACUGUGCAAUAUACAAUCAAUGGGACUCCAUAUAACAUGGGGUAUUAUUUAGCAGAUGGUAUAUAUCCUGAGUGGGAUACAUUUGUCAAGACCAUUUCAAUGCCGCAGGGAGAAAAGAGAAAACUAUUUGCUCAACAUCAAGAAUAA